AGAGAUGGGCAGAGCAAAGAUUGCGAUCAAGAGGAUCGAUGAUUCAACGAACAGGCAAGUGACUUUCUCAAAAAGAAGAAGUGGAUUGUUCAAGAAAGCGAGGGAGCUUGCGAUCCUCUGCGACGCACAAGUUGGUGUUAUUGUCUUCUCCAGCUCCGGCAAGCUCUAUGAAUAUGGAAGCUCCAGCAGCAUGAAAUCUAUUAUUGAUCGCUACAAUGAACAGAAAGGGGACCAUUGUCAGCUACUAGAUCCUGCUUCAGAAGUCAAGUUUUGGCAAAGAGAAGCAACAGUUUUGAGGCAACAACUGCAACACUUGCAAGAAUGCCACAGGCAAUUGAUGGGUGAACAAAUUUCUGGUUUGAGCAUUAAUGAAUUGCGAAAUUUGGAAAAUCAACUUGGGAUAAGUUUAAGAAGCGUCCGGAUCAAAAAGGAACAAUGUUUAAAGGAUGAGAUUAAAAAGUUGCAUCAAAAGGGAUAUCAAAUUAGUCAAGAAAAUGUAGAACUCUAUAAAAGGAUUAAAGUCAUUAGUAAAGAAAAUGCAGAAUUACAGAAGACUUGUGAAGCGUUGCAUGCACCAACCUAUCUACAGCUGAGACAGCCACAGCCUCAAUCUUAUUACAGAUGCUUAGCAACAGCUCUUUCCUGUGGGAAGAUCAAGUUUUCUGCAGCGGAGAUUGUUAGAAUCAAAACAGCAUCAAUUCCAUAUAUAUGAAGUUCUCCC
Messenger RNA from Prosopis cineraria, 721 nucleotides. Its product is annotated as MADS-box transcription factor 23-like. Bases 5 to 712 code for a protein of 235 amino acids. Lineage: Eukaryota; Viridiplantae; Streptophyta; Magnoliopsida; Fabales; Fabaceae. Gene Ontology annotation, molecular function: DNA-binding transcription factor activity, RNA polymerase II-specific; protein dimerization activity; RNA polymerase II cis-regulatory region sequence-specific DNA binding. The record is from RefSeq and is a predicted model, not a curated record. Gene Ontology annotation, biological process: positive regulation of transcription by RNA polymerase II. Gene Ontology annotation, cellular component: nucleus. The transcript has 8 exons.